Messenger RNA from Mandrillus leucophaeus (drill), 3747 nucleotides. RefSeq names its product potassium channel, voltage gated eag related subfamily H, member 5 (gene KCNH5). Gene Ontology annotation, cellular component: membrane. Bases 47 to 1882 code for a protein of 611 amino acids. The transcript has 10 exons. Gene Ontology annotation, biological process: potassium ion transmembrane transport; regulation of membrane potential. Gene Ontology annotation, molecular function: voltage-gated potassium channel activity. Lineage: Eukaryota; Metazoa; Chordata; Mammalia; Primates; Cercopithecidae. The record is from RefSeq and is a predicted model, not a curated record.
CCCCCUCCCCCGCCGCGGAUCCUGGCCGCUGCUCUCCAGACCCAGGAUGCCGGGGGGCAAGAGAGGGCUGGUGGCACCGCAGAACACAUUUUUGGAGAACAUCGUCAGGCGCUCCAGUGAAUCAAGUUUCUUACUGGGAAAUGCCCAGAUUGUGGAUUGGCCUGUAGUUUAUAGUAAUGACGGUUUUUGUAAACUCUCUGGAUAUCAUCGAGCUGACGUCAUGCAGAAAAGCAGCACCUGCAGUUUUAUGUAUGGGGAAUUGACUGACAAGAAGACCAUUGAGAAAGUAAGGCAAACUUUUGACAACUACGAGUCAAACUGCUUUGAAGUUCUUCUGUACAAGAAAAACAGAACCCCUGUUUGGUUUUAUAUGCAAAUUGCACCAAUAAGAAAUGAACAUGAAAAGGUGGUCUUGUUCCUGUGUACUUUCAAGGAUAUUACGUUGUUCAAACAGCCAAUAGAGGAUGAUUCAACAAAAGGUUGGACGAAAUUUGCCCGAUUGACACGAGCUUUGACAAAUAGCCGAAGUGUUUUGCAGCAGCUCACACCAAUGAAUAAAACAGAGGUGGUCCACAAACAUUCAAGAUUAGCUGAAGUUCUUCAGCUGGGAUCAGAUAUCCUUCCUCAGUAUAAACAAGAAGCGCCAAAGACGCCACCACACAUUAUUUUACAUUAUUGUGCUUUUAAAACUACUUGGGAUUGGGUGAUUUUAAUUCUUACCUUCUACACCGCCAUUAUGGUUCCUUAUAAUGUUUCCUUCAAAACAAAACAGAACAACAUAGCCUGGCUGGUACUGGAUAGUGUGGUGGACGUUAUUUUUCUGGUUGACAUCGUUUUAAAUUUUCACACAACUUUCGUGGGGCCUGGUGGAGAGGUCAUUUCUGACCCUAAGCUCAUAAGGAUGAACUAUCUGAAAACUUGGUUUGUGAUCGAUCUGCUGUCUUGUUUACCUUAUGACAUCAUCAAUGCCUUUGAAAAUGUGGAUGAGGGAAUCAGCAGUCUCUUCAGUUCUUUAAAAGUGGUGCGUCUCUUACGACUGGGCCGUGUGGCUAGGAAACUGGACCAUUAUCUAGAAUAUGGAGCAGCAGUCCUCGUGCUUCUGGUGUGUGUGUUUGGACUGGUGGCCCACUGGCUGGCCUGCAUAUGGUAUAGCAUCGGAGACUACGAGGUCAUCGACGAAGUCACUAACACCAUCCAAAUGGACAGUUGGCUCUACCAGCUGGCCUUGAGCAUUGGGACUCCAUACCGCUACAAUACCAGUGCUGGGAUAUGGGAAGGAGGACCCAGCAAGGAUUCACUGUACGUGUCCUCUCUCUACUUUACCAUGACAAGCCUUACAACCAUAGGAUUUGGAAACAUAGCUCCUACCACAGAUGUGGAAAAGAUGUUUUCGGUGGCUAUGAUGAUGGUUGGCUCUCUUCUUUAUGCAACUAUUUUUGGAAAUGUUACGACAAUUUUCCAGCAAAUGUAUGCCAACACCAACCGAUACCAUGAGAUGCUGAAUAAUGUACGGGACUUCCUAAAACUCUAUCAGGUCCCAAAAGGCCUUAGUGAGCGAGUCAUGGAUUAUAUUGUCUCAACAUGGUCCAUGUCAAAAGGCAUUGACACAGAAAAGGUCCUCUCCAUCUGUCCCAAGGACAUGAGAGCUGAUAUCUGUGUUCAUCUAAACCGGAAGGUUUUUAAUGAACAUCCUGCUUUUCGAUUGGCCAGCGAUGGGUGUCUGCGUGCCUUGGCAGUAGAGUUCCAAACCAUUCACUGUGCUCCUGGGGACCUCAUUUACCACGCUGGAGAAAGUGUGGAUGCCCUCUGCUUUGUGGUGUCGGGAUCCUUGGAAGUCAUCCAGGAUGAUGAGGUGGUGGCUAUUUUAGAUCAUCUUUCGUAAGAUCAGUGAUGUGAAGAAAGAGGAGGAGGAGCGCCUCCGGCAGAAGAAUGAGGUGACCCUCAGCAUCCCUGUGGACCACCCGGUCAGAAAGCUCUUCCAGAAGUUCAAGCAGCAGAAGGAGCUGCGGAAUCAGGGCUCAACACAGGGUGACCCCGAGAGGAACCAACUCCAGGUAGAGAGCCGCUCCUUACAGAAUGGAGCCUCCAUCACUGGCACCAGUGUGGUGACUGUGUCACAAAUUACUCCCAUUCAGACAUCUCUGGCCUACGUGAAAACCAGCGAAUCCCUUAAGCAGAACAACCGCGAUGCCAUGGAACUCAAGCCCAACGGCGGUGCUGACCAAAAAUGUCUCAAAGUCAACAGCCCAAUAAGAAUGAAGAAUGGAAAUGGAAAAGGGUGGCUGCGACUCAAGAAUAAUAUGGGAGCCCAUGAGGAGAAAAAGGAAGACUGGAAUAAUGUCACUAAAGCUGAGUCAAUGGGGCUAUUGUCUGAGGAUCCCAAGAGCAGUGAUUCAGAGAACAGUGUGACCAAAAACCCACUAAGGAAAACAGAUUCUUGUGACAGUGGAAUUACAAAAAGUGACCUUCGUUUGGAUAAGGCUGGGGAGGCCCGAAGUCCGCUGGAGCACAGUCCCAUCCAGGCUGAUGCCAAGCACCCGUUUUAUCCCAUCCCGGAGCAGGCCUUACAGACCACACUGCAGGAAGUCAAACACGAACUCAAAGAGGACAUCCAGCUGCUCAGCUGCAGAAUGACUGCCCUAGAAAAGCAGGUGGCAGAAAUUUUAAAAAUACUGUCAGAGAAAAGCAUACCCCAGGCCUCGUCUCCCAAAUCCCAAAUGCCACUCCAAGUACCUCCCCAGAUACCAUGUCAGGAUAUUUUUAGUGUUUCAAGGCCUGAAUCACCUGAAUCUGACAAAGAUGAAAUCCACUUUUAAUAUAUAUACAUAUAUAUUUGUUAAUAUAUUAAAACAGUAUAUACAUAUGUGUGUAUAUACAGUAUAUACAUAUAUAUAUUUUCACUUGCUUUCAAGAUGAUGACCACACAUGGAUUUUGAUAUGUAAAUAUUGCAUGUCCAGCUGGAUUCUGGCCUGCCAAAGAAGAUGAUGAUUAAAAACAUAGAUAUUGCUUGUAUAUUAUGCAGUUGACUGCAUGCACAAUUUACAUUUAUUUAUAAUCUCUAUUCUAUAAUAAAAGAGUAUGAUUUUUGUUACCCAAGGCAAUGUAAUAUUUGAAGAAUCAGGGUCCAACCUGCCAAUGUUGCCAUGACAAAUUUGAUCUCAGGCUGAGUAUGUAUAUCGUGCUAUCAUUUUCUCACUGUUCUGUUAAGUUAAAAUUAUAGAUUAAUGCCAAGGAAGAGUUCAGUCUUUUAAACUAUUAGUACCAUGUUAUGAUCUCUUUCCCUAGGAUUUUUCUGUAACUUAGUGUUAGGUUCUUUUCCCCUACAGGCGGUGUUUGCUCCAUUUAAAUGACUGUUUUGUUGCUAAGUCAGAUAACAGUGUGGGGUAUUGAAAACUUAUUGCUAUGGGUUUUGUGCAUGAAUUACAUUUUUGAUCAACUAUACCUCUCCUUUUUUAACAUUAUACUUAGAUAGUAAUCAUUAGCUCUUAUGUAAGGAAAUCCCUACUCCCUCCUUCUUGGAGAACAGCUGCCAUCUUGUAGGCUGACAUUAUCGACACCAUAAAUACUAAACUAUUAAUAUAGUGUACGUUAUUAUAGAAACACUGCACUACAGGGUAUAAGGCCUUUUGACAAUUCACGUAAGAGAUGCUGAAUUUCCAAAGCUUAUGAAUGCUCUAAAUUUGUAUUUCCAAAACAUGUUCAAGAGUGACGUUGAAAGGCUUCUUAGCAGAGAAAUAUACAAAAAA